Messenger RNA from Anolis carolinensis (green anole), 5267 nucleotides. It is a transcript of the gene dab2ip, whose product is annotated as DAB2 interacting protein. The record is from RefSeq and is a predicted model, not a curated record. Gene Ontology annotation, biological process: regulation of GTPase activity. NCBI's taxonomy places the organism in Eukaryota, Metazoa, Chordata, Lepidosauria, Squamata, Anolidae.
UUUUUUGCGUGGGUAUUAUUAUAUCAGCCGUUCGUUCGCCGGGUUAUGCAACAGCGUGGCUGUUCGCCGGCACAGAGCGGCACACAACCGUCCGUUCCCGGUGGCUUCUCUCGCCUCGGCUCUUGAACUUUCCUCCAUCCUCAGCCUUUGGGGCGAAAUAAGAGGGAGAGGGAUGCGAUUCCACGUGCCGCGGAUACGGGGGGAGGCCGGCCACGCGUCCGUCAAGUGCGUCACCGCGGAUGUAGGUGACCGCCGGGGUCUGCGUUGCUGUCCGUCAAGGAAUUGAUCCCCGGACGGCAGCCUGGCUUGGAUGUAAUGGACCUGGACAAUCCCUCGGACCAAGACGACGGCUCUCGGGAGUCCCCUCCGGAGAGGGCCGGGCAGAGACGGGGCGAGACCCCCGAGGGGAACCCCGGCAUGGAUCCGGCCGGAGGGACCGCCGCCGCCACCCCCUCCCGCGUCACGGGCUUCCUCACCCGCCGUCUCAAGGGCUCCAUCAAACGGACAAAGAGCCAGCCCAAGCUCGACAGGAACGGCAGCUUCCGGCACAUUCUCCCGGGCUUCAGGACCACCCUGGACAAUGAGAGAUCCCAUCAGAUGCCGAGGCUGAAGGAGUCGCGCUCCCACGAGUCCCUGCUCAGUCCCAGUAGCGCGGUGGAGGCCCUGGACCUCAGCAUGGAGGAGGAGGUGGUCAUCAAGCCCGUGCACAGCAGCAUCUUGGGCCAGGACUUCUGCUUCGAGGUGACAACGUCUUCCGGCAGCAAAUGCUUCUCCUGCCGAUCGGCGGCCGAGCGCGACAAAUGGAUGGAGAACCUGCGGCGGGCCGUCCACCCAAACAAGGACAACAGCCGUCGAGUGGAGCACCUGCUGAAGCUGUGGAUCAUCGAGGCCAAGGACCUUCCGGCCAAGAAGCGCUACCUGUGCGAGCUGUGCCUGGACGAGGUGCUGUACGCGCGCACCACGUGCAAGCUCAAGACGGACAACGUCUUCUGGGGGGAGCACUUUGAGUUCUCCAACCUGCCCCCGCUGCGCAGCAUCGCCGUCCACCUCUUCCGGGAGACGGACAAGAAGAAGAAGAAGGACAAGGCCAGCCUGGUGGGCCUGGUCAGCAUCCCGGCCGCGGCCGUGGCGGGGCGCCAGUUUGUGGAGAAGUGGUACCCGGUGUCGGGGGCGCCGGCGGGGAAGGGCAAGGCGGGGGCGCCGGCCAUGAUCCGCAUCAAGGCGCGCUACCAGAGCAUGAGCAUCCUGCCCAUGGAGAUGUACAAGGAGUUCGCCGAGUACGUCACCAACCACUACCUGGCCCUCUGCGCCGCCCUGGAGCCCGCCCUCAGCGCCAAGAGCAAGGAGGAGAUGGCCGCCGCCCUCGUCCACAUCCUCCAGAGCACCGGCAAGGCCAAGGAUUUCCUGACGGACCUGAUGAUGUCGGAGGUGGACCGCUGCGGGGACAACGAGCACCUGCUCUUCCGGGAAAACACGCUCGCCACCAAGGCCAUCGAGGAGUACCUCAAGCUGGUCGGGCAGAAGUACCUCCAGGACGCCCUCGGGGAGUUCAUCAAGGCGCUGUACGAGUCGGACGAGAACUGCGAGGUGGACCCGGGCAAGUGCUCGUCCUCGGACCUGCCGGAGCACCAGAGCAACCUCAAGAUGUGCUGCGAGCUGGCCUUCUGCAAGAUCAUCAACUCCUACUGCGUCUUCCCGCGGGAGCUGAAGGAGGUCUUUGCCUCGUGGCGGCAGGAGUGCAGCAGCCGGGGCCGGCCGGACAUCAGCGAGCGGCUCAUCAGCGCCUCGCUCUUCCUGCGCUUCCUCUGCCCGGCCAUCAUGUCCCCCUCGCUCUUCCACCUGCUCCAGGAGUAUCCCGACGACCGCACCGCCCGCACUCUCACCCUCAUCGCCAAGGUCACGCAGAACCUGGCCAACUUCGCCAAGUUUGGGAGCAAGGAGGAGUACAUGUCCUUCAUGAACCAGUUCCUGGAGCACGAGUGGACCAACAUGCAGCGCUUCCUCCUGGAGAUCUCGAACCCGGAGACGAUCUCCAACACGGCCGGCUUCGAGGGCUACAUCGACCUGGGCCGGGAGCUCUCCACCUUGCACUCCCUGCUCUGGGAGGUGGUGGCUCAGCUGGACCAGAGCACUGCCACCAAGCUGGGGCCCUUGCCGCGCAUCCUGAGGGACGUCAGCGCCGCCCUGAGCAACCCGGCCUCCUGCCUGCAAGUCUCGGUGACCGCCGACCACGGCGCCUCCACGCCCAGUGCCCCCGGCAGUGGCGGCAUCUCCGCGGGGCUGCAGAAGAUGGUGAUCGAGAACGACUUGUCUGGUCUGAUAGAUUUCACACGGUUACCGUCUCCAACCCCCGAAAACAAGGACUUGUUUUUUGUCACAAGGUCUGCCGGCCCGCAGCCCUCGCCGGCCCGGAGCUCCAGCUACUCGGAGGCCAAUGAGCCCGAAGUCCCGAUGGCCAACGGCGGCAAGAGCCUGUCCAUGGUGGACUUGCAGGACAAUCGCGCUCUGGACGCCGGGGCCGGCCUGGCCGAGGCGCUCCUUGAGGCCCCGCCGCCCCCGCUCGGGCCGGUCCCGGUGGGGAUGUGGUGCGCCACGGCCGUGCGGACGCAGGCGGGGGCCGUGCCCGCCAUGGCCACCGUGCGCCGCGCGGGGCAGACCCCCACCACGCCCUGCGCCGAGAGCGCCCCCGGGCGGCCCCAGCUCCUGGCCCCGCUCUCCUUCCAGAACCCGGUCUACCAGAUGGCGGCCGGGCUGCCGCUCUCCCCCCGGGGCCUGGCCGACUCGGGCUCCGAGUGCCACAGCUCCCUCAGCUCCCACAGCAACAGCGAGGACUUGGCGGCCUCCGCCGCGAAGCACGGCUUCGGCAACCCCUCCGCCGCCGCCACGGAGGACUUCAACCGCCGCGCGGGGGAGCUGGCCCGCCGGCAGCUCUCGCUGACCAUGGACAAGGCCGGGCAGCCCACCAUGCCGCGGCAGAACAGCGGCGGGCCCCAGCGGCGGAUAGACCAGCCCCCGCCCCCGCCGCCCCCGCCGCCCAUCUCGCGGGGCAGGACCCCCCCCUCGCUGCUGAGCACCAUGCAGUACCCGCGCCCCUCCAGCGGGGGCGUGCUCUCCUCCUCCUCGCCCGACUGGCCCCUCGCCGGCGGAGCGGGUGCCGGCGGGGCACGGCUGCGGCAACAGUCCUCCUCCUCCAAGGGAGACAGUCCCGAGAUGAAGCAGCGCACCAUGCACAAGCAGGCCCCUUCACCCGUGCACCCCAAUGCCCUGGACCGCACGGCCGCUUGGCUGUUGAAUAUGAACGUGCAAUUUUUAGAAGAGGAGAGCAGUGACCCAGAGCCCAAGCACAGGGAUAAGACCCGGAGUAAAGACGAGUUCAGCCAAGGGGAAAAGCAGCAGCAGCAGCAGCAGCAGGACGUGGUGGUGCUCCAGGACAAGCUGCGGCUCUGCAACAAGAAGCUGGAGGAGUACGAGGCGCGGUACAAGUGCCAGGAGGAGGCCACGCAGAAGCUGGUGGUGGAGUACCAGGCGCGGCUGGAGGAGAGCGAGGAGCGGCUGCGGCGGCAGCAGGAGGACAAGGAGAUCCAGAUGAAGGGCAUCAUCAGCAGGUUGAUGUCGGUGGAGGAGGAGCUGAAGAAAGACCACGCGGAGAUGCAGGCGGCCGUGGACUCCAAGCAGAAGAUCAUCGAUGCCCAGGAAAAGCGCAUCGCCACCCUGGACGCCGCCAACGCCCGCCUCAUGAGCGCCUUGACGCAGCUGAAAGAGAGGUACAGCACCCAGACCCGUAACGGGAUCUCCCCCACAAACCCGACCAAGUUGCAGAUCACGGAGAACGGCGAGUUCCGGAACAGCAGCAACUGCUAACCUGCUGUCGGAGAGAAUGAGAGAGGGAUUGCGAGAGAGAGAGAGAGAGAGAGAGAAAGGAAAGAGAGAGGGAGCAGACGGAAGGGUCCGGUGCCCCCUCCACCGCCCCCCGUCCUCCCCAGAUGUGCCAGGAAGAUGUGCACCCACCCCUCCAUCCUCUUCAUCACCAAAGACGUCUCGCGUGGCCGGAAACGCAAAGUGGCGCAGGGAGACUUUGCCGACGGUUGUGCUGGGCUUGACUCCCGCCGACGACCAGAAGCAGAUCCCAUGCGGAAGAGCGAAGAAGGCUUGUGUCGUUGCGGAAUUUUUUGGCCCAGGUUCGCUUCCCGGCCAACGCACCAAAAGUUUCUUGCCUCCUGUUUCAAGGGACUCCCACCCUUUGCUGCUGCUUCGGGGGGCCGAGAGACGGGCAGAAGAAAGAGAAUAAAAAGGGAGACAGCUGGUGGGCAGGCUCCUCAUCGGUGCCCGGGUCCGGCGCUGAUGCGCAGCCCUGUUUCCCGGCCACUUUGGGGCUUCUCUCAGACUCGGUUCAAGCUCACUGUGGCAUCGUCCCUCGCUCUGGAGUCCAUCCUCUCUCCGCCGUAGGUCCCAGGCCCACUGGGUUUCCCCAAAGACAACGGAGGGGGGAAAGUCGCCACUGUCCUUGCCUUUAGGGGGGAAAGCAUUCGAUUCCUAGGCCUGGCGAACCGUCUGGGCCAAGCUCCUCCACGUCACCAAUGCACUGACUGUCCUGAGGAGGUGCUGCGAGGAGCAAAUCGUCAAGAUAAGGGAGGGGGUUACAGGGAUGAUAGAUACCUGCCACUCAAGAUUCCCACCAUGUUGGGGUCAGAAGCGGAGCCAUAUCAUCUGACAUUGAGAUGCCCGCUGUCCGUCCCAUCUCGCUGCUUGCCAUGAGCUUCCUUUCUUCUUGGAGGAAGAAAUAGGCACACGUAUCCACAUGGAAGUAGGCACAUGUAUCCAAAGCCUGGCCUAACUAUAAGCAGGCGGCACGAGCCUGUGUUGGCUUGGACGAGGCCACAUGUGUCCAGCUUUGCUUGGAAAGGGCUGCCGGCCUCAGUGUCGGUAAAGCCGGGCCAAGAGUGGGGGGCAGGGUAGGUAGUGACGGCCGUGCAAGGAUCGCACAGGUGGAAAACCAGUCCGUAUUGUCUUGCGCCCCUUGUCCUGUACUUUUCUGCCCCAAACAGUGUGUCCAAACGGUUUGGGGAGGGAAUGGCGUGACCCUGGCACAGACCCCGGCCCUAAGCCGUUGGUUGUUUUGGGGGAAAAUGCUGCUAAACUAGGAGGAGGAGAGAGGACGGGGAGCGACGCGAUCGUUGUUCUGCCCGGAAGGACGCGCGAAGAUCGGUAACGCCUGUCUCUUUUCUUUCACAGUAUGCGUUAGGAAUAAAAACAGUCCAAAACCAAAA